Sphenostylis stenocarpa is the source of this 900-nucleotide messenger RNA. Lineage: Eukaryota; Viridiplantae; Streptophyta; Magnoliopsida; Fabales; Fabaceae. The record is from the annotation of a GenBank genome assembly.
AUGGCCCCUUCCUUCGACACAACCACUCACACAGUUUGCGUCAUGGACGCUUCCGGCCACCUCGGCUUCACCCUCGUCCAGAGACUCCUCCAAAGGGGCUACAACGUCCAUGCCUCUGUCCAAAAAUAUGGCCACGAAGACCUAUUCAAUGGGAUUUCCACUGAUCCUAAUAAGCUCAAGGUUUUUCGAUCUGAUCCAUUUGAUUACCAUAGCAUAAUCGACGCACUCCGAGGCUGCUCUGGUUUGUUCUACACCUUCGAACCUCCCCAUGACCAACCAAAUUAUGAUGAAUUCAUUGCAGACGUGGAAGUAAGAGCUGCACACAACGUGCUCGAAGCCUGUGCACAGACAGAAACAAUAGAUAAAGUGGUUUUCACUUCCUCAGCAACCGCAGUGGUUUGGAGAGAGGAUCGCAAGAACAUUGAACUGGAUCUAGACGAAAGACAUUGGAGUGAUGUAAAUUUUUGUCGCAAAUUCAAGUUAUGGCAUGGCGUGUCGAAGACAAUGUCUGAGAAAAGUGCGUGGGCCUUGGCAAUGGACAGAGGAGUGAAUAUGGUGUCCAUAAACGCAGGAUUAUUGAUGGCUCAUGAUCUCUCCAUCCAACAUCCUUACCUCAGAGGAGCCGCUGAGAUGUACGAGGAUGGUGUUUUCGUGACCGUUGAUUUACAUUUCUUGGUGGAUGCCCACAUAUGCGUCUACGAGGAUGUCUCAUCCUACGGUCGUUAUUUGUGCUUCAAUCGCAUCAUCAACACCCACGACGACGCUGUUCAACUAGCGCGCAAGUUGACCCCUGCUGCUUCCUCCUCCGCGCCGCAAAGUGACGACCACGGUAAGGGUUUUAUCGAACAGAAAAUUAGCAACAAAAAGUUAAAUAAAUUGAUGGUGAACUUCGAGGCUUGA